Molecule: messenger RNA, 924 nt
Organism: Schizophyllum commune H4-8
Lineage: Eukaryota; Fungi; Basidiomycota; Agaricomycetes; Agaricales; Schizophyllaceae
Product: replication protein A, subunit RPA32
Exons: 7
Coding region: 34-864 (276 amino acids)
Biological process (GO): DNA replication; double-strand break repair via homologous recombination; nucleotide-excision repair
Cellular component (GO): site of double-strand break; chromosome, telomeric region; nucleus
Molecular function (GO): DNA binding
Source: RefSeq, a predicted model, not a curated record
UCUCGCUGCUGUAUACGCAUCCACCACAAAAUCAUGAGCCAAUCACCCUACGCUGGCGGCGGAUAUUAUGGAUCGCAGGGAGGCGGCGGCUAUGUGCAAGGCAGCUCGCCAUUUGGUGGCAGUCAGGCCAGCCCAAGUGCGCAGAAGAGCGAAGCCUCCCACUCCAUCCGCGCAUGCACCAUCGGCCAGCUUACGCGCGCAACACAAGUACAUACCGACGCGCCAUUCACUGUCGGCGGCUUCGAGCUCGGACAUGUCACCAUCGUUGGCCACGUCAAAAGCCUGAGGGACCAGGCAACAAAUACUGUGAUCAUCAUAAACGACGGCUCGGGGGAACUUGAGGCGCGCCUAUGGGCAGAUGCUGGACAGUCACCGUCGGACAGCUAUGGGGGUGUGCACGAGGGCGGCAUAGCACGCGUCACUGGCUCACUAAAGGUCUUCGGCGCGAAGAAAUACAUCAACGCAGCCUGCGUGCGCCCCGUCGAGCACAACGAACGCGUCUUCCACCACUUCGAGGUCAUGUACUCGACAAUACGACUCGAGCGCGGGGCACCUCCGGGAACCAAGGCCGCCGAACACGCUCCAGCCGGCGCAUUUGCAUCGAGCACCAGCGGCGGCGGGGCCUCCGCCUACCUCGCCCCAUCCUCAAAACCCGUCGGCAGUGGCGGGAAGAAGAGCCUCAAGGAGGAGAUCACGGACUACAUGAGGCAACACAAGACUGAGGACGGUGUGUCGGUGAAGGACAUCGCGCAGGCGCUGUCUUCGUCGAAUGCGAAACAGAUCAGUGAGGCGUUGGACCAGUUGUUGGACGAGGGCAAUGUGUACACGACGACAGAUGGGUCGACUUUUGCUCUGGUAGAGUAGGACGUGGUGACUUUGCUGUAUAUAAGUAACUGUAUCCUAUGUAUUGACUCUGCUCUGCUA